UACACCAGAAUGGUUGUAUUAAAGUACCACAGGGUUUCUUUUGAAAGCAUAACCACACUUUUACAAGGUAAACUGAAACUGCACUUUCUCUUUUGGAUGACACCAAAGGAUCACACCACUGCUUUUAAGAUUAAGUUAGACUAAUACUUUGUUGUUGUUGAUUUUGCAGUACUUCUUCUGAUGCUGCUCUUCUGCAAUUGUGGCGGUGCUGGGGGCUUGCCAGAUGGCUUUACUGAGAUGCCUUUCGACACCAAAUCACACCUCAUUAACUACCGCACUGAGGGCCAGGGAGAGAACACGGAGGUGCCGCUGCUGAACAUGCCAACACAAAUGGAUGGAAAUAUGGUCAACAUGAACAUGGGCAUGAUUAACAAUACUUCAGCAAUGGCAGGUUUGGAUUUCCAGAGAUCCGUUACUUCCAUGGAUGGGAUGAACGGGGCCGUCUAUCAAGAUGGUUUUGUAAGUGGCCUCAGAGAAGGGUCAAGGGGGAUGGCCCAGCAGAGCGGCAGUGGCUUCUACUCUGAGUUUGAGGGCAGAGAAUCGGGAGCAGGUAGAGAAAUGUAUGACGGCAUGGCUCUGCCAGACCACUUCCUGGCACAGUACUACACUCAGAAGGUGGCCAGUGGAAAUGACAACCUUGGAGGAAAGGACUGUCUUUUGGUUUAUGACUACGAGGGCCAGGGCUCGCCUGCUGGCUCAGUGGGCUGCUGCAGCCUCCUGGAGUCUGACAAUGACCUGCAAUUCCUCGAUGACCUCGGGACAAAGUUCAAGACCCUGGCUGAGGUGUGCGGAGGAAAGAAGAUCCCAACUGAAGUCAAACAAGAAUUCACUCCUUUGCCCAGUGCUUCCGUCAACACUCAGACCUCAGUAUCAAGUUUGAAAGCUGUAGCCCAACAGCUUCCCCCUCCACCCAAGCCGCAGCCCAGCCCCCCGAAGGCCAUGGUGAGUGAGACAGUGAAGAAAAGCACAACCACAGUUAAGGAAGGGAAGACUACAGUGACCGAAGGGAUGACUACAGUGAAGGAAGGGAUGGCAACUCAAGGCCAGAUGGUCUUGCUACAGCAGCCGCAGCAGCCUGUCUACUACACCACCGCCCCUGUGAUGCAGCCAAUGCACUACGUAGUCCAGCCACAGGUUCAGAACACAGUGCUGCUGGCUGAGGCACCAGCCACCAACAUGCAGAACAUGGUACUGGUUAACGGCCCAAUCUGGUCCGGCCCAAGGCAUACAAGCCCAGGCCCCCAAAUGAUGCUGGUGGAGAGGAGCGGGGUCCAGGGGAGCGGUGCCAACAUGAUCCGUGCUGGCAACCUCUCUGGCUCCCAGACCAUGAUGGUCAUGGAGGGCAUGGUCCCUGUUGGGUCAAUGAAACACCUGUCGGGGAGCCAGACCUAUCUCGUGCAGCAGGGGGCAAUCUGCAGCAGUCAGGAGGACAUUCUGGAUCGCAGAGGGUCCUGCUGGUCGGGGGGCCAACGAGCAGCGCAGGUCAGCUGGUCCAGGAGGCAGGAGGUCUAUCCCAGAAAAGGGAAAUCUCUGGCUCUCAGAGAGUCCUCUACAGCAGCCCUUUGGCUGGCCCUCAAAGCAGCGUGACGAGUUCCUCUACCACCAGAGUGAGCGGAACCCCCACCUACCGCAAGGUGGUGGUGCAGGAGAAAACCACUGAAUUGUGAAAGAAAAAUUUAAAUUCAGUUUAAACUUAUGGCAAGGCAAGUUGUCAAGUAUUUUUAUGAGAGACACCAUGCAUAUUCAUGUCAGUUUAUUUGUGGACGGUGUGCUUCAACAGUUUGACUCAGAAUGAAGCAUCAUGUACCCGCAUGAUACCACUGCUUCUACUUGACACCAACAUAUGCACCCGGAAAAACAAGCCUAUCAAUCUUGGAUUCAAGAAUAUUUGAUAUUGUGUGUUAAUAUGUUUAUAUUCACAGUUUUCUUACAAAUUUCAUUUCCAAACACAUAGUUGCCAUAUCUUUAGAAAAAGGUGCUUUUUUUCUGUCCACUGUUUGUUUUGGCAAAAAUAUUUUUGUGAUGUUGAGUUAUUUUGCAAUGCUGGCAAAACUGUUAGUCUGUCCACUAAUACUAUAUUUAAUAAUUCUGUUAAAGCAGAAGCACUUUUAAGCAAUAA
Molecule: messenger RNA, 2119 nt
Organism: Etheostoma spectabile (orangethroat darter)
Lineage: Eukaryota; Metazoa; Chordata; Actinopteri; Perciformes; Percidae
Product: desmoglein-2-like
Biological process (GO): homophilic cell-cell adhesion
Cellular component (GO): membrane
Molecular function (GO): calcium ion binding
Source: RefSeq, a predicted model, not a curated record